Molecule: messenger RNA, 354 nt
Organism: Spirometra erinaceieuropaei
Lineage: Eukaryota; Metazoa; Platyhelminthes; Cestoda; Diphyllobothriidea; Diphyllobothriidae
Source: the annotation of a GenBank genome assembly
AUGGAACGUCUAAGUCGCCGUUUGUUUCCACUUGGGGAACUGAUCGAUGGCGGUGGCGAAGUUUGGCGCCGGUCGAUUGAAAAUGUUUCUGAAGUGAUUGGCUCAGUGCUUCGGAAUCGGCGAUUCCUCUAUCAGAAACGUUGUUAUCUCGGAGCUGAGAAGCAGCUCGAUCACGUUGCUGGGGAUGCCAUAGACGUCCUUGAUGGAGACGAAGACCUUCUUCAUACCCUUGAAUUUUCUCGAUCUUACAAUACAUCCAGGCAUCCUGCAUCUCCCGCAACCAUUUCUGCACCGAGCGGCGUUCGUCCGACGGUCGAUGUAGGCUUUGUGCAGUCUGUGCUUAUUGCCAAGUAG